AUGCCUGUGUGUAUCAUUUACUCAAAAACCUUAGCAGCAGAUAGAAUGAAACCUAAUAAACUGAAACGACAUUUGGAAAUGCUUCAUAGUGAGUACGUUAACAACCCCGAGAAUUCUUUUAUUUCAUAUGAAAUAGCCAGAUGUAAGAAGCCUCACACUAUUGGUGAAGAGCUUUUGUCAGCUGCAAUUAAAACUGUAGAAACUAUUUUAUUGCCGAAGAAAUUGGAGUCCAUACCUCAAUCAAAUGAUACGGUUGCCCGUCGAAUUGGUGCUAUAACUGAAGAUGUACAGCAUCAGCUGCUCGUUAAGUUGCGAGACAAGUUGUUUUCAAUUCAGCUUGACGAGGCAACGAAAAGCAAUAAAGAUGCUCAUCUUAUUGCCUACGUUCCAAUUCGCGAUGGUAUAUCAGUAGUAAAAGAACUACUUUUCUGCAAACCUAUAGAUCGCGAAGCAACAGCUCUCGCAUUAUUUGCUAACUUCAAUGAUUAUAUAAUCGAGGCAAACAUAGAGUGGAAGAGUGGAAUAUGCACCGAUGGGGCUCGUUCAAUGUCUGGAAGAUUUGAAAGUAUACUAACCUUUGUAAAACAAAAAUCUGCACUGUGCAUCUGGACACAUUGCAUGAUUCACAGAGAAGCUCUUGCUUUCCAAAGAAAUGUCUCCUGGCCUGAAUAUUGUGCUAACUACGGUUGUAACAAAGAAGAAAACCGACCGGAAGCCGAGAUGUUUCGACAUGGUUUAUUUCUGAUGAAAUUGGUCGACAUAUUCGAGAAACUAAAUAUCUUCAACUUUCAGCUCCAAGGGGCAAAUACAAAUAUAUUGGAUACGAGUGAUAAACAAAAAAACCUGAAAAUUUUUUCCAAUGAGGAUGAAUGCAUUAAAACUCAAAAGGUUGAAGAACAACACAUGAAAUUUAUUUUCAUAACCACUGAAAAUCAUUUAGCGAUGCUGACAAAGAAUUUUAAAAAAUAUUUUCUUGCUGACGACAAAUUAAUACUUAAUUACGAGUGGGAUGAGAAUCCGUUUCUAAUUACUCUGGCUCUUAACUGCCGAAGAAGAAAUAUUUAUCGACUUGACGGCAAACGCCGAAAUCAAAAAACAGUUUAA
Molecule: messenger RNA, 1104 nt
Organism: Acanthoscelides obtectus
Lineage: Eukaryota; Metazoa; Arthropoda; Insecta; Coleoptera; Chrysomelidae
Source: the annotation of a GenBank genome assembly